This is a messenger RNA of Colletotrichum acutatum, 2421 nucleotides long. RefSeq lists its product as uncharacterized. The transcript has a single exon. The coding region runs from base 1 to 2421 and encodes 806 amino acids. Lineage: Eukaryota; Fungi; Ascomycota; Sordariomycetes; Glomerellales; Glomerellaceae. The record is from RefSeq and is a predicted model, not a curated record.
AUGGCCGAUGUCGAGCCAAGCAGCCCUAGUGCUGCCAACUUUGCGGAAACGCUGCAGUACCGCGCAACACAGUCCCGCAGAGCACGACCGCCCGCCGUUGAACCCGCCACAGCAGAUUCGUCGAACCGUGUACCUUUGCGCUCCGAGAACAGGCUCAGCAGACGCGAUUCGAGACUGGGACUGAGGAGCAUCUUUGGCAGGUCAAAGGCGUCCCGCGAAAUCGACCCCUCAGCCUCGUACUUUGACACGGGUCGUCCUAAUAGCAUCCGCGCCUCGCUGGCCGAAAUCAGCAACUGGCCGUAUAUGCGAUCCGAAAUCGCCAUAUCCGGCACAAACUCAUCACGACCGACAUCCGUCGCCACCAACAAUGUGCCGUUCAACGACGCUUCUCUCCAGAGACGGCCCACCACUACCGAAAGGACCAAGCCACAAAACGCCCCCGCGAGGUCAUCUCGCGGCACCCUCGCGACCUGGGACCCCCCACCACUGUUCCAGGCAUACCCCCAAGCCAUCAAACACGCCCAGCUUCCCACGGCCACGACAUCCGCCGAUGUGAUCCUGCGUCUCACCGACCGCAAGGGCAGCGUCAGCAUCCGAGAGGACCUGGCCCACCUCGCCCUCACCCCGGAGCUUGCUGAGGAGCAGCUCGCCGACAGAGCUGUCGAGAAGGCGCGGAGGAAGCACCUGCGAACGCUGUCCACGGCCAGGCUCGAAUGGACCUCCAAAAUUUACGUCCUCUGCACGUCCGGAUACCUGCUCCAGUACAACGGCGACGGCAACUUUGAUCGCCUCCCGGAGAAGGUGCUGCACCUCAGCAAGGACUCGGCCGCGUUCGUCAGCGAUGCAAUUCCCGGCAAGCACUGGGUUCUUCAAGUUUCCUCGGCCAUGGAGUCGAACGGUGUCUCUUCGGCGGACUCGCGCGGGUUGCUAUCCCGCCUGCCUUUCCGCGCCGCCGACAAGCGACACGCCGCCAACUUCCUCAUGGUAUUCGAGAGCGCCGAGGAGAUGGAGUCCUGGAUCGCAAUCCUGCGACGGGAGAUCGAGUCGCUCGGCGGGAAGAAGACCCUCUCAGAGACGGGCAGGCCCAAGGCGGAUCCCAAGAUUGUACAGCUUCGCGGGCAGCCGAGUCAAAGGACCCUGGUUGUACGGGAUCCUGAUAGGUUCUCGCGAGCGCUGCCCCCAGACUUUUCUCUGCAACUGGAGCAGGCCAGACUUCACGAGGACGACCGCCGCCAGUCCAUCAUCGAUGCGGAGAUGACGCGCGACCCCUCCAUUGACGACAUCUCCACCACCAACAGUAUCAUCUCCCACGACGGCCGGCAGCUCGAGAGCCUGCGUGACAGCACCAACCGGCUUUCAUACAUCUCAUCUGGUCAACGCACCUUUCUCACCUCGGCCGGCUCGUCGCCCGCGUGCUCACCCGUGCGCGACAGCUUCGCCAGCAGCCACCUAGACGACCUCCCUCCUGCAGAGCAUGACUUGCCCGCUGCGAGACCCAGGCCCAACGCCGCGGCCAUCCUCGAUCGCAGACAGUCCCUGCAGACGUCGGGCUACCUGGAGCUGCGCGGCUCUCCCAUGUCGCGACCCCAGUCGACGUACACCGAGGCCGACUUCGCGCAUGUGGCCGCCAACUUUAGCGUUCCCAUGAGCAGGCGCUACAGCGCUGUCAAGAGCCCCUCGUCGAGCCCCGAGCAGACGAGGAGCAACCGCGACUCCAUCUCUAGGAUCGCUCGUAAGCCCCCGCCGACGGCACUUGCCAUGGCCCGCCCGUUGUCGAUCGUGGCGGAUCAGCCAUCACCGGCGUCUCCGGCGCAGGCCCCCGAACUCUCGCAAGUGUGCGAAGAAGAACGGGAGCGCCCGAACCUGAGCCGCGAUAGCAUGGCCGGGUUCCCUCCCCGGCAAACCAGCCUUUGUCCCAAGGAGCAGGCUGUCACGGUCACCAUCCGUACCAGCCCGCGAAAGUACGCCAGCUCACCGUCUCUGAACCAGCAGGGGUCGCCUCUGUCGCCUGGACUCCGGACAUUCAUCCUCCCAUCAAAGACGCCGUCUCCGGCCUCGUCGAGCGGAGCCUCGCACACGUCUCCCCGCCCGCAGUCGUCGUUUGUGUUCCAGUCUCCGGCUCAGAGGGCCACUCAGAGACUCAGCGCACACUCUGUCAUGAGCUACUCGCCAUGGAGCGAGGAUGUAGCCACUGGGCUCCCGAUGCUCCCCGAGUCCGACUCCGUGUCGCCUCGGUCCAUGCCGCGGGCCCCGACAACACCUCCUACUCCGUCGAGCAAGCAGCUCCGAGUUGACCACUCCAAGGUCGUCCUGGGAAGACGCAGCAUGCCUCAGCUCGUCGAAGGACCUCCGCCGGCACCGCCGCCGAGCUGUGCGCUACCGCCCAUCCCUCAAAAGGCACGCUCCCACUCCAAAGCGUGA